UCAAGUACGAGUCGUAUUCCGAUCCGAAAGGUGAAGCACGUGUUCUUAUUUCCUACCCGAAUAGUUAGUGUGAAGAAGGCACAAUGUCGUCCCCAAAGGCUGCUGUCCCUUCGGAUUUAUUCCCCUACAUUCAUCAGUUUAUAGUAGAAUGUGGAUUGACUAAAACUGCCGCUUCUUUCAAGAAGGAAGUUCUCCGGAGCACAAGCAGCAAGGUGAAACUUGAUGACCCUCCGACAACCCUGCUUGAAAUUUACCAGCAUCAUCUAUCCAGUGCUCGGCAUGGAGCAGCGGCCAGCAGCAGCUCAAAGUCAGUGAAACAGCGUGUCGCAGCCGCACUGGAGCAGGACUUGUCAAAGAGUGCUUACAAAGGCAUCACAGUAAAGGAUGUGGCCAAGGGCAAAGCUCUGCCAAAGAAAGUGCAAGAGUCGUCAUCUAGCGAGAGUAGUGAUGACAGUAGUGACGAAUCAGAGCCACAAACCAAGAAGGCGCCUGCCAAGAAGCCGGCAGCCAAUGGCAAGUCGGCAAAGAAGAAGGCACAGGAAUCAUCAUCAUCAUCAUCAUCAUCAUCAAGCUCCAGUGACAGCAGUGAUGAAUCCGAGCCUGAGCCUGUGAAGAAAACGCCGGUGAAAAAGCCCGCCACAGCGAGCAAAGCAGCAGCAAAGCCGAAAGCAGCAGCGAAGAAAGCACAGGAAUCAUCGUCAUCAAGUGAUAGCAGCAGUAGCAGCAGCAGUGAUGACUCUGAGCCCGAACCUAUGCAAGUAACACCUACCAAGAAGCCUGCCAAGAAGCCUGCAACACCCGCCAAGGCUUCUGCCAAGAAAGCUGCCAAAGAUUCCUCAUCUAGCUCCAGCUCUUCAGACAGCAGCAGCAGUAGCAGCAGCGAUGAGUCAGAGCCUGAGCCUCCCAAGAAGAAGCCAGCCGCCGCUAAGAAAGCACCUACACCCAGCAAACCAGCAGCCAAGAAAGCUGCUUCCAGCUCCAGUGAAAGCAGCAGCAGCAGCGAAGAGAGCAGUGACAGCAGUGAUGAUUCGGAACCUGCUCCCAAGAAGAAGACUGCUGCGACCAAGAAGGCUGCCACCCCAAGCAAGGCCGCAACCAAGAAGAAGGCUCAAGAAUCUUCUUCCAGCUCUAGCAGUGACAGCAGCAGCAGCGAUGACAGCAGUAGUGAGGAGUCGGAAGCUGAACCAGCAAAGAAGAAAGCAGCAGCAAAGAAAACUAGUGCCAGUGCUCCCGUCACUCCUGUGAACAAGAAGCGGAAACAUGAAGAUGAUGAAGAUGAAGCACCAGUGUCCGCUGGAAAAGCAAAGAAGUCCAAGUCUCCUGGCACGCCAUUCCGGCGCAUCAUUUCAGAAGAGAUUACAGUCGACUCGCGACUCCAGGACAACUCAUUCGAAGCAAAGAAAGGAUCACCGGGUGACUGGGGAUCCCGUGCCAAUGACUCACUGAGAGUCACAAAGGGCAAGUCGUUCCGUCAUGAGAAAACGAAGAAGAAGCGUGGAAGCUACCGUGGUGGUGCUAUCGACAUGGGUGUCAACUCGGUUGUGUUCGACAGUGACUGACCUCGCACUGCUGAUGGUGGAUAGUAAGUUGGCGACGCACGUCCCACUGUUCAACCCUAUCCCCCAUUCACUGCAGGCGUCGAAUGCAGAGUUCUUCCCUGCAUUCAGAUGGUGUUACAUCUCCCGUGGCGUUUUGCCCGGACAAGAUCUGUCCGGUAACGAACAAGCAUCAAAAGUGCCAAGCAGCUCCCUGACUUGCUUCCGAAGCCUACUAGUAUCUUCCUAUCCGGUCGAUGUGUGCUUUCUCCGCAGGAAAUUGCCUUCCUGCUGUUGGUAAAGUCCUGAUGUGCUCGCUGCAUGUGGGCUUUUCGUAUUCUGCUCAGCAUCAAUAGGCAGGCACUGCCUUGCUCCACUGCUGGUGAAUAUUUUUUUGGAUAUUGUCUAUAUUCUGCUACCGCCAGUGCUUGAAUGCUUUAUUCUUGAACAUGCAUGUGAAAGUCUUGCACGGCAAACUCUCUCCCUCUCUGUAAUUUAUGUAGUACUGAUCAAUCGAGUGGCGCCAUUAUCAUGGCCGUACCCUGA
This is a messenger RNA of Sycon ciliatum, 2081 nucleotides long. Its product is annotated as nucleolar and coiled-body phosphoprotein 1-like. Gene Ontology annotation, cellular component: nucleolus; nucleoplasm. Bases 84 to 1559 code for a protein of 491 amino acids. The record is from RefSeq and is a predicted model, not a curated record. Lineage: Eukaryota; Metazoa; Porifera; Calcarea; Leucosolenida; Sycettidae. The transcript has 21 exons. Gene Ontology annotation, molecular function: protein binding.